Molecule: messenger RNA, 1968 nt
Organism: Phytophthora sojae
Lineage: Eukaryota; Oomycota; Peronosporomycetes; Peronosporales; Peronosporaceae
Exons: 7
Coding region: 13-1968 (651 amino acids)
Biological process (GO): cell division
Cellular component (GO): anaphase-promoting complex
Molecular function (GO): protein binding
Source: RefSeq, a predicted model, not a curated record
GGAGUGUCGGCGAUGGAGGAGGCGCUGGCGACCCAAGUACAGCUCUACCUGGACGCCUACGUGUACGAGAACGCGCGGUUUCUAGCAGAGCGGCUUGUUGCGCAUCACCCGAGCGAGGAGAACACGCUGCUGCUGGCCACGUGCUACUACCGCAAUGGGCAGGCGGCUCGAGCUUCGGCAGUCCUGAGCGGCUGCACCAGGCUUGAGAACCGCUACCUGCUGGCCUGCUGCUGCUUCGAGCAGGGAAAGCUGGUCGAGGCGGAGAACGCGCUGCUCGGGGGCGAGAACUGCCACAUCGAUGAUGUUGACGCAAUGGAGAACGUGCCGGCUGGAGCGGCUGGGUUGUAUUUGUUAGGGCGCGUCUGCAGACGCGGGAACAGGAGGCAGCAGGCCGUUGCCUGCUUUGUUAAGAGCUUGGAGACAGACCCGUUCAUGUGGUCGGCGUACGAGCAAUUGUGCGAGCUGGGAGCAAACCUCGAAGCGUCGAGGUUUUUCGGCGCAGAGAACUAUUUCAACAGCGUCGGAGGCGAGCUGCGCUUUGGUGAGGAGGAGGAGUAUUAUCGCGACGACAACAAUGCGGAAGAUCGAUCCACAGACCGGAAAUUUGCGACCCCAGAACCCCCACCGCAUAUUGGACUCGCUACGCCCAAGAGCGUAAUAAACCCGGUAUCCAGCGCGUCUCGACCGUUGUCGUUUAAAACGCCAAACGUGAGCGGUAACGAUGGCACCAACGUCCACACAGCAACCGUUGUGAAGAAGCCACGGGUAACCGAGGAUAUUGGAGCCCCUGCACGACAGAGGAAAACCCACCGGAGGCCUCUCGCUGACAGCGACGAAAAGUUUCGAGCUCAUCCAAGGUUAUCAUUCUCCGCUGCUGGGUUCGAUGAUUCACCGCUGAAUCCAUCGAAAUUAUCGUUGGGCUCUCCGACGUCUCCCUUGCCUACCCGACUUUUUUAUCAGGACAAGACACCGCUUUUGCGUCUGCUUAGCUCGUUUGGCUCUAUUUAUCAGAAGUUAAGUGUGUACAUGUGCCGAGAAGCCCUGGAAAUGCUGGAGCGGCUUCCUCCUUCUCAGCACGCGUCCGGUUGGGCACAGCAGCAGAUAGGCCGUGCAUAUUUCGAGAUGGCUGACUACGUUCGGGCGCAUGAGGUGUUUUGCGCCUUGCACAGAGCGGAGCUUCAUCGGAUGGAAGGUCUCGAUCUGUACUCGACGACUCUGUGGCAUCUCAAAAAGGAGGUGGAGUUGUCGUACUUGGCCCAACAAGCCACAGACUUUGACAAAUUAUCGUGUGAAGCCUGGUGCGUGGCGGGUAACUGUUUCAGCCUCCAGAAAGAGCACGAUACAGCGCUGGCCUUCUUUCAGCGGGCGAUUCAAUUGGACCCAUCGUUUACUUACGCCUACACGUUGUCAGGUCACGAGUACGUGGCGAAUGAGGAUUUCGAGAAAGCGGUGAAUUGCUAUCGGCACGCAAUUCGCGCUGAUUCACGGCAUUACAACGCCUGGUACGGCCUCGGCACGAUCUACUACCGACAAGAGAAGUUCGAGUUUGCUGAGUACCAUUUCAGACGCGCGCUGGAGAUCAAUCCUCGAAGCUCGCUGUUGCACUGCUUCCUCGGUAUGGUUCUGCAUGCUACUCACCGAUACGACGAAGCGCUGGAUACACUGGCCAUCGCUGCCGAGCUGCAACCGCUGAACCCUCAAGCCCGGUUCCAGCGCGCCAACGUCUUGAUCACCCAGCAGCGGUUUGAGGAGGCGCUGGAAGAGCUCCAUGCCGUGAAGAACUUUGCGCCUCGCGAGUCCUCCGUGCACUUCAUGAUGGGCAAAGUAGCCAAAAAGCUGGGCCGCAUCGAGGAAGCGAUGAAGUGUUUCACGUUGGCGCUGCACUUCCACCCCAAGGACAACAAUCAGAUCAAGGUAGCCAUCGACAAGAUCAACGAGCCCGAUCACGACGACGACGACCGCAUGUAG